UUUUUAAGUAGUACCUGUCAGCUCCAGGGACACUUCAAGUUGAAUGGAAUGUACCAGGAGGGAGAUUUUAUACUUGGAGGCCUGUUUGAGGUUCAUUUUUUCACAUUGUUCCCUGAGCUUAGCUUCAAAUCAGAGCCAGAACCUCCAUAUUGUGAAAAAUUUGAUAUGGAAAGCUUCCAGCAGGCACAAACUAUGGUUUUUGCUAUAGAUGAGAUCAAUAAGAAUCCAAAUCUGCUGCCAAACAUCACUCUUGGCUACCAUCUUUAUGACAACUGUGUGAUGCUAGGAAUGGCAUUUCGAGCUGCCAUAGCCCUGGCUAGUGGGACAGAGGAAUACUUCUCCAACCUAAACUGCACUGGGCCUCCUCCAGUGAUUGGGCUUGUGGGUGAUCCUGGAUCAACUCCAUCUAUUGCGAUUUCCAGUGUCCUGGGGCUGUUUCGAGUACCUAUAGUUAGUCACUACGCCACCUGCUCCUGUUUGAGUGACAGGAAAAAAUAUCCCUCUUUUUUCAGAACAAUCCCAAGUGAUGCCUUUCAGGUGCGGGCUAUGGUUCGAAUCUUGAGCCAUUUUGGAUGGACCUGGGUUGGUCUCAUCUACAGUGAUGACGAUUACGGUAUCUAUGCAUCUGUGUCCUUCCAGCAGGAAAUGCAGCAAUUUGGAAGCUGCAUUUCUUUUUCUGAAAUCCUUCCCCAUGAUAAUAACCCCAAAGAUAUUCAGCGUAUAAUGGAAGUAAUUCGGGCCUCUACAGCUAGUGUGGUGGUUGUUUUUUCAACAUCAUCCUAUCUGAUGCCUUUGAUUGAUGAGGUGGUGUUACAAAACUUGACAGGCAGGCAAUGGAUUGCAAGUGAAGCUUGGGCCACUUCACCAGUAUUUCACACUCCGCGUUACUUGCCUUUCCUGGGGGGAACACUAGGCAUCGCUAUCAGGCGUGGAGAGAUCCUGGGAUUACAAGAGUUUCUGCUACAUAUUCAUGCUAGCAACAAUCCAAAAAAUCAUAUGCUGAAGAUCUUCUGGGAGAACAUGUUCAGGUGCAGUUUUGAAACUUGGGGUAAAGAGACAACUGGACAGCAGGAGAAAAGUGUCUGUACAGGACAGGAGGAUCUGAGUACCACCAAAACUCCAUACACUGAUGUUUCAGGAUUAAGAGCAUCUUACAAUGUCUAUAAGGCCGUUUAUGCACUGGCACAUGCACUUCAUGACUUAAUGGAGUGUGAGGAGGGUAAAGGACCAUUUGAUGGGAACAGCUGUGGCAACAUAACAAAUCUGAAUCCCUGGCAGCUGGUCCACUACUUACAAAAAGUGAACUUCAACACUGGUUUUGGAGAUCAUGUGUCAUUUGAUGAGAAUGGAGAUGCUCUGGCAAUCUAUGAUGUGCUAAACUGGCACCCAAGCUCUGAUGGAUCAAUAAGAUUACACACGGUUGGUGUUGUCAAUGAAGGGGCAGGAACAGGGAAGGUGCUCACACUGGAUGAGGGUGCAUUAUACUGGAACUUUCAGAUAAAAAACCCCCCACGGUCUGUGUGUAGUGAGAGCUGCCCCCCAGGUACCAGACAAGCGAUGAGGAAGGGUCUUCCUAUCUGCUGCUUUGACUGCCUGCCAUGUGGAGAUGGAGAGAUUUCUAAUGCAACGGAUUCCACUGAAUGCAUGACAUGUCCAGAUGAAUUCUGGUCCAAUUUUGAUAAAAAUCAAUGCAUUCCUAAGGAAGUAGAGUUUCUGUCCUAUGAAGAUCCUCUGGGCAUCUCUCUGACCACUGCUUCCCUGCUUGGCACCUGCUUCUGUGCUCUUGUGAUGAUCAUCUUUGCUCUACAUCAUAACACUCCCAUAGUACGAGCCAACAAUUCAGAGCUCAGCUUCCUGCUGCUCUUGUCACUCAAACUGUGUUUCCUGUGUGUUCUUCUAUUCAUUGGCCAGCCCCAGUUGUGGACUUGUCAGUUAAGACAUGCUGUGUUUGGCAUAAGCUUUGUCCUGUGCAUCUCCAGCAUUCUGGUCAAGACCAUGGUGGUAAUAGCUGUGUUCAAGUCAUCUCGUCCUGAGGGUAAAGGAGCAAUGAAAUGGUUUGGAGCAGCUCAACAAAGAUGCACAGUUCUGGUCCUCACGGCCCUCCAGGUUGUGAUAUGUGCAGUCUGGCUAUCAAAUGCAUCUCCAACACCCAUCAAGAACAACCAGUAUAUCCGUUCUAAAAUAGUAUAUGAAUGUGCUAUUGGUUCAGUGGCUGGUUUUUCUCUGCUGCUGGGAUACAUUGGACUAUUGGCCGCAAUAAGCUUCCUGUUAGCUUUCCUGGCUAGAAAUCUUCCAGAUAAUUUUAAUGAAGCAAAGUUCAUCACUUUUAGCAUGUUAAUCUUCUGUGCUGUAUGGAUUGCAUUUGUUCCAGCAUAUGUUAGUUCACCAGGUAAAUAUGCAGUGGCUGUUGAGAUAUUUGCUAUUUUAGCUUCUAGUUUUGGCUUACUGGUGGCCAUAUUUGCUCCAAAAUGCUACAUAAUACUUUUACAUCCAGAGAGAAACACUAAAAAAGCCAUAAUGGGUAAAGAAACAAAAAAGAGAUAA
Molecule: messenger RNA, 2544 nt
Organism: Danio aesculapii
Lineage: Eukaryota; Metazoa; Chordata; Actinopteri; Cypriniformes; Danionidae
Product: extracellular calcium-sensing receptor-like
Exons: 7
Coding region: 49-2544 (831 amino acids)
Biological process (GO): G protein-coupled receptor signaling pathway
Cellular component (GO): membrane
Molecular function (GO): G protein-coupled receptor activity
Source: RefSeq, a predicted model, not a curated record